This is a messenger RNA of Rattus rattus (black rat), 4593 nucleotides long. RefSeq names its product nuclear factor I A (gene Nfia). Gene Ontology annotation, molecular function: RNA polymerase II cis-regulatory region sequence-specific DNA binding; DNA-binding transcription factor activity, RNA polymerase II-specific. Gene Ontology annotation, biological process: regulation of transcription by RNA polymerase II. The record is from RefSeq and is a predicted model, not a curated record. Bases 16 to 1545 code for a protein of 509 amino acids. Gene Ontology annotation, cellular component: nucleus. NCBI's taxonomy places the organism in Eukaryota, Metazoa, Chordata, Mammalia, Rodentia, Muridae. The transcript has 11 exons.
CGCCGCCCGGCAGUUAUGUAUUCUCCGCUCUGUCUCACCCAGGAUGAGUUCCAUCCUUUCAUCGAAGCACUUCUUCCCCAUGUCCGCGCCUUCGCCUACACAUGGUUCAACCUGCAGGCCCGAAAGCGGAAAUACUUCAAAAAGCAUGAGAAGCGCAUGUCGAAGGAAGAGGAGAGGGCUGUGAAGGAUGAACUGCUAAGUGAGAAGCCUGAGGUCAAGCAAAAGUGGGCUUCCCGACUUCUGGCCAAGUUACGGAAAGAUAUCCGACCUGAGUACCGAGAGGAUUUUGUUCUUACAGUUACAGGGAAAAAACCUCCAUGCUGUGUUCUUUCCAACCCAGACCAGAAAGGCAAGAUGCGGAGAAUUGACUGCCUCCGCCAGGCAGAUAAAGUAUGGAGGUUGGACCUCGUCAUGGUGAUCUUGUUCAAAGGUAUUCCGCUGGAAAGUACUGAUGGUGAACGCCUUGUGAAGUCCCCACAGUGCUCGAAUCCAGGGCUCUGUGUCCAGCCCCAUCACAUAGGGGUUUCUGUAAAGGAACUCGAUUUAUAUUUGGCAUACUUUGUACAUGCAGCAGAUUCAAGUCAAUCUGAAAGUCCCAGCCAACCAAGUGAUGCUGACAUUAAGGACCAGCCAGAAAAUGGACAUUUGGGCUUCCAGGACAGCUUCGUCACAUCAGGUGUUUUCAGUGUGACUGAGCUAGUAAGAGUGUCACAAACACCAAUAGCUGCAGGAACCGGCCCCAAUUUUUCUCUCUCUGAUUUGGAAAGUUCCUCAUACUACAGCAUGAGUCCAGGAGCAAUGAGGAGGUCUCUACCCAGCACAUCCUCUACCAGCUCUACCAAGCGCCUCAAGUCUGUGGAGGACGAAAUGGACAGUCCUGGUGAAGAACCAUUUUACACAGGCCAAGGGCGCUCCCCAGGGAGUGGCAGCCAGUCCAGCGGAUGGCAUGAAGUAGAGCCAGGCAUGCCAUCUCCAACCACUCUGAAGAAGUCUGAGAAGUCUGGUUUCAGCAGCCCCUCCCCUUCGCAGACCUCCUCCCUCGGAACAGCAUUCACACAGCAUCACCGACCUGUCAUAACAGGACCGAGAGCAAGCCCACAUGCGACGCCAUCGACUCUCCACUUUCCAACGUCACCUAUCAUCCAGCAGCCUGGGCCUUAUUUCUCACACCCAGCCAUCCGUUACCACCCUCAGGAGACGCUGAAGGAGUUUGUCCAACUUGUCUGCCCCGAUGCUGGUCAGCAAGCUGGACAGGUGGGGUUCCUCAAUCCCAAUGGAAGCAGUCAAGGCAAGGUGCACAACCCAUUCCUCCCCACCCCAAUGUUGCCGCCGCCACCGCCACCACCGAUGGCCAGGCCUGUGCCUCUGCCCAUGCCAGACACCAAGCCUCCAACCACAUCAACAGAAGGCGGUGCAGCCUCCCCCACCUCACCGACCUACUCGACACCCAGCACCUCCCCCGCAAACCGAUUCGUCAGUGUUGGACCACGGGAUCCAAGCUUUGUAAAUAUCCCUCAACAGACACAGUCCUGGUACCUGGGAUAAAAGUUGCAGCGUCCCACCAUCCUCCAGACAGACCACCUGACCCCUUCUCAACUCUGUAACAUGGACGCAACCUCAACCCGGCGCAGUUACAACUUCACUGUCAGUGGAAGGGGAGAGACACCAACUCGAAUCAACUUGUACAUGGAAACAGCAAACGUCGUGGUCAAACAGCAAAGGCCAUAACUUUUCGGGAUUUUUUUUUUUUUUUUUUUUUUUAAUACUUUAGGGACUGUCGUAAUUUCUCAUAUGGUGCUGGAAAUGGUUGGGCUGUGUGACAUUUGAAGUGUUCCAGUGGUGGUGUGAGCAGUAGGUGAAGCGGCUGGUAGGGGAUGAGCCUUGCUCACGAACUUCCUGUUGUAACACUUGUGAGCCUGGCCUUUUCACAGUAUUUCAAGAAUUUGCCCGCGCAGGUGUGUGACCCUCCCGGAGCACUUGGAGACACCUGGAGAAUGAAAUCUUUCGUAGUAGCUAAGAUCUGUGAUCUGUAACUUACAGGACACUCAAAGGGCAAUGUUUUUUGGGUUUUUUUUUUUUUCUGUAACAUAUUAGAAAAAGCAAAUGCAGUUAAGUUGAUCUUUCUUUUAGUUUGGUUUGGUUCAGCAGUCAGCAGUUAAAUACAUAACACAACCCUCAAGGACAGUGAACCCACUCAUGUUGCAGAGCAAAUCCAAAAAGACAGCAAAGACUACUACUACUCUCAGUUCGGUUGUUUGUUUUUUUUUUUUAUUAAGUUUUGAAAUGCUGCACUUACAUUUAAAAAAAAACAUUUUCAACAAUUUCAACAAUGACACAAAAGUUCACAUGGAAAUGGGGAAGAUGGUCUGUUUUGACAGAAACUGACAGGAAUCAAAACAAUCGAAUUUUGAAUUGAGUGAAGUGCAAUUUCAUUGGAUAGCUAAGUAUCUUUGUAAGAUAGAGAUUGUUGAAAAUUCUAUUUUUGUUUUUCAAGUCCUCCCACCCCAGGACUCUAAAUUAUUGGGGUUAAAAAAAACAGCCUUGCAAGAAAAAGGGGAGCUAUUUUUGCUUUUUAUGUUUUUUAUUGUUAAACUUGUAUCCCUUUAAAAAAAAACCGAAGGAAAAUUUAAAAAAAAAUAACAAAAAAAAAUACAAAUCUAAUGGUGCUUUUACCACAAUAUGUUAACUACAUUAAAUGCUAAUUAAUUAUUUUCUGUUAUCAAAGCACAUAACUCAAAUGAAAUCAUGGUAUCUGUUAAUUUUAUAAGCUAGAAAUCACUAUAAUGAAUUAUGCCAAUUCUGGAAAAUUUUACACAUGUAUGGCAACACCAGAUCUAUCGGUUUUCAAAUGCCUCGUCGUAACCAGACAUUGUCCAGAAGUUUCAAAGACCCUUCGCAAACCCUGAACUGGGCUACGGGGAAAUAAUACUAACACUGAUAAGGACAUAACUGUGUGAGCCCAUUCAGAUCAAAGUACUUGUUAGGGAAAAUAAACAAACAAAAACAAAAUAUUCACACACACACACACCCCCAAAUGUCUUGUAUCUUAUGUUUAAGGAAAAAAGAAAAGACAAAAAAGACAAAACAAAAAUCAAAAAAAAAAAAAAAAGCAGAAACAAAUAAAUAAACAAAAAAAAAUGCAAGUGAUUUUUCUACCAGACAGCGAAGCACCCCCUUGCUUCCCAUGCGACUUCACGGUUUCCUAUACUAUACGUAUAUAUGUGUUCUGGUCGGCAGGCCCUGCCCACCAGAGGAAGUCUCUGCAUGUUCUAGUGUUAGUAACUAAUUUUUAUAUAGCUAAUGUAGGAUAAAGUAGAGUGCAUUAAGACAAUAUUGUAACCCCAGUCUAGGCACUUGCCUUUAAACUGUCUCAGCCCUUCAGAAGGGCUCAACUACUGUCCUAUACAAUCAAGUGACUGAAACUCCUGGGAAGACACUUUGCUCCUCAUCUAACCCCCCCCCCAAAAAAAAACGAUGUUGUUUUGUUUUUAUUUUUUUCCUUAAUUUGCACGAAAACAGAAAUUCCAUAUCAAUGUGCCUUGCCCUGGAUAGUGAUUAUUUGUGGAAUUGUUGCACAUGCUCCUCAAUUGAAGGGGUUUAAUCCCUACUCAAGCAUUCGGAGACACUUUUUGUAAAUGUAACUUUUAUGUCAGCCAUCGUCAGUUUCCACAUCUAGACCUAAAUAGAGAGGUAGCUGUUACGCAGACAGGCGUAGUCUCGGUUGUCCUGUGUGGUCAGUGGCAGUGCUAUUCUGAGCUCUGUAGAUGCUUACAACGUCAGUAUUUGGAUGUCGCUGCAUUUUUUUUUUUUUCAAUUUCUUUGGAGUCUUCCUUUGUCCCCGCCCCCACCCCACCCCCAGAUAUAUGAAAAUAUGCAAUACCUGCUUAUAUCAUGUAGAAAAGCUUAGCAAGUAUUAAUUUUUCUUUCUUUCUUUUUUUUUUAUUUGACCAAAGUCAGUGCUGCACAUGACGCAGUGGGUUUUAGGUGUCUGUCUUUGUGUUUUCUGUGGUUUCUGAUGCACGUGUGCAGGGAGGGCUCCUCUUAGAGAAGCAGUCAAACUGUGAAGCACUAAGCUGACCCUGCUUCAAGCAAUUUUGUUUUUACAACUGUUCCUUUCACAAGCAAGCCUUAAAAAAAAAACAAAAAACAAAAAAACAAAAAACAAAAAACAAAAAAAGACAACUUCCUUUCUCUUCAGCCCCCACACCCACUUUUCUUAGCAGACGGCAGUCAAUCCACAUUCAAUAAGAAGUACAUAAUGCCCAUUUUUAUAUGCACGUUUUUAAACUUCCAAGUUCUGAAAAUUGUUUACUGGUUAUCUCUAUUUAAGGAAAAAAAAUAAAAUAAAACAUUUUGGAUUUUCAUAUGUGUCUGAUAAGUGGUUGUAUAGUCGUUUGGCGCUGUUGUAUGGUGUGAUUGUCAGUGUACGGUGUCACUUCCGAUAGCCAGCAGCAGACUUUGCCUUCCCUAUAGCACUUAGCUGGGCAUUACUUUAUUAUGACAUAUGUGCACUAAAAAAAAGAGAGAGAGAGAGAGAGAGAGAGAGAGAGAGAGAGAGAAACAUAGCAGCUUUCAGUGCUUCACGGUGAAGGG